Molecule: messenger RNA, 4143 nt
Organism: Drosophila sechellia
Lineage: Eukaryota; Metazoa; Arthropoda; Insecta; Diptera; Drosophilidae
Exons: 11
Coding region: 39-4070 (1343 amino acids)
Source: RefSeq, a predicted model, not a curated record
CGAAACUGAGCAAAUAGCAACGUCAACAGGUGAACGAUAUGGUUCAGGGAACAGAGGACAUUGCCAACGAUCCAAUUCCAGCGUGGCUGGAUCAGCAAAAAUUCGAGCAAUUUCUGGAUCGUGAUUUUCCGGAUCUCAAGAAAAUUAAGUCAUUCCGGAUAGAACCCACAGCGGGAAAUGGUGAAAACUACACAUCGCAGCUGUUGAGAGCGAAUUUCGAAUUGGAAUUAAAUGAUGGCUCACAGCAGAGCAUUUCCUACAUGGCUAAAAUCUUGCCCAAUUCCGGAAACCGGGAAAAUGUCGCCAGCUGGAAAGUAUUCGAUAAGGAGCGCAACACCUACGGCAAAUACAUUCCCGAGUUUGAGCAGAUGUACAGAGAUGCCGGAAAGAAGAUUUCCUUUGGACCACGUUACUAUGAAUCCCAGAUUGAAUUGGAUGAGGAACUUAUCGUCCUGGAGGAUCUGGGCAAGCGGGGAUUCAGGAAUGUUCAUCGCCAAAAUGGCUUGGACAUUCAGCAUACGGAGGCCACCUUGGAGAAACUGGCCCAGUUCCAUGCAGCAUCCGCUGUCCGAUUUGAGCUGAAUGGAGCGUAUCCUGAAGAAUACAAUCGCAACCUGUGCAGCGUAGAGGAUAGCUUUAAGGAGUUCCGAGAAAACCAAUUGAAGGCCUACAUCGAUGCGUUUCCCCUUUACAAUGCCUCUCACUUGGCAAAGGAAGUGCAGGCCUAUGGCAGCCAAGCGGAUGAUAUGUUCCAAUCAUUUGCGCCCAAGAUCGAGGGAGAAUUUCGAGUGCUAAAUCAUGGGGAUGCCUGGUGCAAUAACUUUAUGUACCAAUACGAUGAGGCGGGCAACCUGGCUGAAGUGAAUUUUGUGGAUCUACAAAUGAGUCGGUUCUCUUCGCCAGCCCAAGACCUACUCUACCUGAUACUCUCCUCCACUCAACUGGACUUUAAGAUAGCCAAGUUUGAUUACAUGAUCAAGUUCUAUCACGAAAAGCUCAUUGAGAGCCUUAAGCUGCUCAAGUAUCCGAAACCAAUGCCUUCGCUCAGAAAUCUUCAUCAAUCGAUCUUCAUCCACGGUGACUGGAUACUGCCAAUUGUGUCCAUUCUACUACCCAUUGUCCUAAUCGAUGGCGGUGAUGAUGCCAAUAUGGAUAGUUUGAUGGACGGCGAGGGAGCCGGUGACAAGUUCCGGAACAACACGUUCAAGAAUCCACGCGUCAUUAGGCACCAAAAAGAGAUUCUGCCCUGGGCCCAUAGAAGGGGUGCCUUUGAAAUCACCAAAUGGGGGAACUUUGGCUGCCAAACAUCAGUUCACAGCCAUUCUCGCAUCCAAACGGUCGUAUGGAAUUCGCGAGUUCUAGUCAAACUAAUCCACUCUCGCCUCACAAUGGGACUGCGUAAUUCCAAGUCGAAAAAAAGCUAUGAGGUAGCUUCCGCCGGUGACCUGAAUCAGAAAAAGGCAUCAAUAAACAGUUCUGGCUCAUCUAACGCGGUAAUUGAGGGGUCAACCACUACGGCUGACCCGCCACCACCACCAAGCCCUAUAAUUGAGGAGCCCAAUUUGGGGCCAGAAUGGUUGAAUCAAACGCAAUUUGAGGAAUUACUCAGUGCCAAUGUGGAUCAGUUCUCCAAGAUAGUGGGCUUCCGGGUGAAGCCAGCCAUGGCACCGGGAGAAAACUAUGCCACGUUGAUGCUAAGGAUCAGCAUAGAUGUGGAGCUCACUGACAAGAGCACCAAACUGGUCUGCUUCAUGCUGAAGGUUCCGCACAACACCCCCCAAAUGGAACAGAUGUUGGCCAUGGCCAACUUCUUCAAUAGCGAGAAUAAAGUCUACUCGGAUAUAUUGCCAAAAUUGGAGGAACUUUACAAGGCCAAGGGGCUGGACAUCAACUUUGCUCCGAAGGCCUUCAAGCUGGACUCCGAAAAGGAGCCCAAAUUGGGCAACACUGUGCUGAUGAACGAUCUGAGCCAGGAAGGGUUCAAGAACCUAAAUCGCCUGGAGUGCCUCAACUUGGAGCAAACGAAGUUCGCACUGAAGAAACUGGCCCAGUUCCAUGCAGCAUCUGCGAUGAAUGUCCAGGUGAAUGGACCCUAUGCAGAUCAAUUCGUUAAUGGAAUCAUGGGUGGAAACAAGGAUGUACUAAUGGCUUUCUACGAAGGAAUAAUUGCCUCCUUCCGAACGGCUUUCAUGGCCAAUUUGAAGAACUUCAAGAACGGAGAAGAAUUUCGCGAGAAACUGGAAAAGGCAUUUGUUCAGAUUUUCUUGGACUUUGAGCACCUAAUGAAGGCCGAUCCCGAUGAGUUCAACGUACUGAACCAUGGAGAUUGUUGGAUGAACAAUCUCCUGUUCAAGCUGGACUCAAAGGGGAAAGUGGAGGACAUGCUGUUCGUCGACUUCCAGAACCCCAAAUACGGCUCACCCACUCAGGACUUGUUUUACCUCAUCCUUACGUCGGUGCACAUUGACUACAAGCUGGAUUACUUUGAAUACUUCAUCAGGCAUUACCAUGAGCAGUUGACCAAGCACCUCGAUUUGCUGGGUUUCACCGGCAAGCAGCCAUCUCUCCGGGAACUGCACAUGCAGAUGUACAAAUAUGGAAGUUGGGCAGUGUUCCCCUCGAUCAGUGUGCUGCCAAUUGUGCUCUUGGAUCCCAACGAGUCAGCCACUUUUGAGAAUUUCCUGGGAGACUCCGAAUCCGGCGCCAAGUUUAAGAACCUUCUGUACGCCAACAAACGCUAUCACGGCUACAUUGAAAAAUUGCUGCCAUGGCUGGACAACAAGGGAUUCUUGGAGGCCUACUUCAUUAAUCAGGUCGUUGCGCCUGAAACGCCCUCAUCGGAGCAACCUGACAAUCCCAAUCAAAUAUUGGACUGGCUGAAUGUCAGCGACAUUGCAGAAGUCAUUUCAUCCGCCGAACCGGAGUUCGAAAAGAUUGUGGGCGGAUCUUGGUCUUCAGCAACCAAGCCAGGUGACAACUUCGCGUCCAAGCUCUUGAAGAUUGACAUCGAGACCCAACUGAAAGAUAACACAUCCAAGACGUUGUCCUACAUCCUGAAAGUGAUGCCACAGUCCACGCCCGACAACUUUACGGACGUUAAUAUGUUUCCCAAGGAAAGGGAAAUGUACCGGAAAUAUAUACCUGCCUUUGAGCAACUCUAUAAGGAUGCAGGCUUGACAGUCACAUUUACUGCCAACUCCUUCGUCCUGAAUAAACCAAUCAAGGAAGAAUAUUUGCUUAUGGAAAAUCUGCUGACCAAAGGCUUCAAAAUGGCAGAUCGCAAGAAAGGUUUGAAUAUGGAGCACACAAAGAGUUCGCUGAAGAAACUGGCCCAAUGGCAUGCAGCUUCCAUAAAGUACAAGGAGCUAAAUGGUGCAUACCCUCCGUUAUAUAACGAUGGAAUCUAUAUUGAACAGACUAGAGACUUAUUUCAUAACAUGUUUGCCUCGGCCAAAGAAGCUUAUAUUCGGAUAUUCGGAACGUUUGAAGGCGCUGAUGAAUAUUUGCCCAAAUUGGAAUGGAUUAUAGAUAACCAUGUAGACCAGGUCUUGGAAGAUGCCAAGAUCAAUGAGCAAGCGUUUAAUGUGCUUAACCAUGGUGAUGCCUGGAUAAACAACAUCAUGUUCCAAUACGACGCGGAGGGUCGGCUCAAGGAAACCUAUUUGCUGGAUCAUCAGAAUGCGAAGUACGGCAAUCCGGCUCAGGAUCUUUACUACUUCCUGAUCAGUUCUGCGGAGCUGGACAUCAAGGUCGAUGAGUUUGACAAUCUGAUCCGAUUUUACCACGAAAAUUUGGUAGAGCACACGAAAUUGUUGAAAUACAACGGAUUCGUUCCGUCACUAAGUGAACUGCACACCAUAUUGAUAGAGCAUCCGGCAUUCGCUGUAGGCACAGUCAUCAGUACACUUACUGUUUGCCUAACCGAUGAAGGAUUCAAUCCGGAAUUAUUCUUUGUCGAGACCCCGGAAUCCGAAGCCUUUAGAUCCAAACUUUUUGGCAACGAGCGUUACAAAGCCCAUGUGGAAAAGAUUAUGCCUUGGCUGAACAGGAGGGGUCUCCUCGAUCCUUGAAGGAGUUAGCAAAAUUGUGUUAUUAUGAUACAUAAAUGAUAUGUUGACAAUUUAAAAAAAAUUUAAAAAUAAA